CUUGGCAAAGAAUUCAGGAGAAAGUCACUUAGCUGCGUGCAAAAAGAACAGCAAUUCCUUCUACAGCAAAAAGGAGUUUAUUGUCCUGCUUUGUCUAUAAUUUGUUUUUGCCGUUCAUCAUGAAUUCAUUUAUCCUUUUUGCUUUGAUUUCUGUUAUGCCUUCCCCUUCAAAAUGCAGUCAAAUCUUCGACUUCAAGACAAGUUUAUUUAAAACCGGCGACAUCUUGUUGCAAGGUUUAUUCCCGAUAACGUACAAAGACCAUACUCAAGACACAUGCACCAAAAUUUAUAAGGAUGGGAUUAUGUGGUCAAUGGCGAUGGUUUAUGCCGUGGAAUCGAUAAACAAUCAGUCCUCCUUUCUUCCCAAUAACACACUGGGUUACAAGAUCGAUAACACUUGCUAUAAUAUACCAUCCGCCAUGAGCAACGCUAUCGAAAUUGUCGCAAAAUACCGACCAAAUUCGGUCUGUUAUCCACAGAGUGAUUACUGCCACAGCGGAGAUGGCUUAAAGAGUUACGGUAAGAUAACAGCAGUGAUUGGACCGGCUUUAUCAUGGAUUGCUAUCCCAAUUGCAAGCCUUCUUGGACUAUAUGACAUUCCCCAAAUAAGCUACGCUGCAACAAGCCGAAUAUUAAGCGAUAAAACGCGUUACAAGUCAUUCUUAAGAACAGUUCCUUCAGACGAGUACCAAGCCAAAGCCAUGGCUGACUUUGUGCGACAUUUUGAGUGGAACUUUGUGUUUCUUAUCGCUAGUGAUGAUGAUUAUGGUAAAAUGGGCGCAGCGACGUUUAAGAAGACGGCAAUGAGUUUAAAUGUUUGCAUUGCACACGAUGAAUACAUUCCUUUUAAUUCUGAUAUGGCCAAAGAAUAUAUUUAUAACGCUUUAGUCACGUUUAAGAACUCGGAAAGAGCCAAGGUAGUUAUUGUUUUUAGCUAUGCCGAACAGGGAGAGCUUCUGCUACAGACUGCCCACAAACUCAACAUCACUAAUCGUACGUGGAUCACAAGCGACGCUUGGAGCUCAACGGUAACCAAGUUUAAUGUCAGUAAAUCUAUGCUCGAGGGAGUUUUCACGUUUUCAAUUCGUUCAAAGAAAGUAAACAGGUUUAUUGAGUACAUAAAUAACUUGCAGAUACGAGAUGUUAAACAUAUCCCAUGGUUCAUAGCGUACAUGGAGCAGGUACUAGACUGUACUUCUAGUAACCAUAGCAACGGCAAGAGGACGUGUAGUCCUACAGAGACCUUACCAUCAGGACAUACUAUCAACACUGAAGCAAUCGCUAAUGUCAUCGACGCUGUAAAUGCCACAGCGCAUGCGUUAAUGACAAUGCUGUCAUGCGCACAAGGAGUUGGUUGCCGGCACCUAAACGACUUUAGCCCCCAAGAAUUAUUACAGUAUAUAAAGAAUACAAGUUUCCAAGGUACAGACCACGCUAGCGUAGAAUUCAACGUUAAUGGAGAUAGAACAUUUAGUGGAUAUACAAUCAGAAAUGUGCAGGUACAGGGAAAUGGCGUUGGAUAUGUUGAUGUGGGAUUUUAUUUUUGGUCGCAGCUAACGAACCAAAAACCGAACUUUGAAAUCAAUACUUCUUUGAUUAAGUGGAGCGGAGGGAAUCGACCCCUGUCCAACUGCUUUCGCGUUUGCAAGCCGGGUGAGAGAGUCGUUGGCCAAUCAGAAUGCUGUUGGAAUUGCCAGAAAUGUGAGAAAGGGUCGUAUAGUUCUGUAGCUGGGGCGUUGUCUUGCACGAAAUGUAACGACACACACUAUGCUAACGAGGAAAGGACAGCCUGUUUAGUAAGAGCUAUAGUUCACCUUAACCUCUCGACACCUGAAGCAAUAUCUAUUCUCACAAUCAGCAUGAUAGGGGUUCUUAUAAACAUGAUUAUCAUUGGCAUAUUCAUAAGGUAUCGCAGCACGCCCGUCGUGAUUGGCUCAACACUCUUCCAUACUGUACUGUUCUUUACAAUAUUGUAUUUGUCGUUCAUGGUCACGAUUAUGUUUAUCGUUAGAAAGCCGUCGAACAAACUUUGCAGUGGUGUGGAAUCUCUACAUGAACUACUUAUCAUGCUGUAUCCUGCAUUCUUGUUUUCUAAAACGCGAGCCGUCAAUAAAAAGAUUCGGUCAGCAGUGACCCGUCUACAAGGCAUGCGCCAAGACUGGAGUCAGGUUUUGUUGGUGGGUUGUCUAGUUGUAUUGCAGUUGAUUCUGAUAACAGUACGACAAUGCGCCAGUCCUUCAGUGGUUCAUUUCUUGAACCAAGAGGAUGGCACACGCCUACUGGAAUGUAAACAAUUUUUUCCUAUCUCCCGUAUACUCGCCAUAGCAUUCCCAUGUGCUGUUCUUAUCAUUGCAACAUUCAUAUCCUUCAAGGAAAGAAAUCAGCCAGAGAAUUUCAACGAGGCCAAGUUCAUCAGUUUCACUACAAUCCUGCUUGGUAUUAUUCUCAUCGCGUUCAUCCCCACCUAUCGUUAUGUCACAGGAAUAAGUCGAAUCCUCGUCGUGACGUUCACCUUUUUUAUCACCGCUUUCUCCUGCAUGGGUUGUCUUUUUCUCCCCAAACUUUAUAUCAUACUGCUUCACCCUGAACGAAACGUCCUCUCGAAUAGUGAUCCUAACGACGAAGCACAGACAUCCACAACGCCCGAGCCACACAACGUCUCCGCGAGAACGUCCGUCACAGACGACUUAUCGCCAGACCUGAACGACAAUCCACAACCGUCACGUUUCCUCAAUGUGAACAACGAAAAGAAAGGAGCUCGAGUAAUAUCCUUCUCAAACCACGGGUUAGCGUCGGAUGAUUCCUUGCGCGACGCCGUGAAGGAUUCAACAAAUAACGUGACAUCUAAUGGGAGAAAGAGGUCACGCACGUCUCCCGGGGCGCAGGUUACCUUUGAGUUGUCUACUGUAGCAGAAACGAGUGAGGAUGGGAGCCCAUGGUCGCCCGCAUUGGAACGGCACGUGAAUGAGGAGUAUAAGGAAAAUACGCACCAACUUGAUUGUCCUCAGAUAACCAAGAAUACACCUAGAGCAUUUACAGUUAUCUAAGUGUCCCUCUACAUGAUGACCGUGUUGUUAGAGAUUAGUCUUUUGUCAUCAAAUCGAGAUUCAUGACUCCGACUACCCUUAGUUACUGUUGCCAUGUCCCACAAGCUCAACACAAAUUAGCUAGAAUAUCUCAGAAUUGAAAAUUCUGAUCGCAGGAAAAUUGCCCUUAUAAAUUGUUUAAACUGUUUGUCUUGUGAAGACAGAAUAAAAAAUUGCCUCGUAAUCCUCGAAGUACUUUUUAAAACAGAUGCUGUGUGUUUGUUCGUGGGACAAGAUUUUAAAUUCCGUUGGGAAAACUACUGCGACGGUGAUUGGUUCGCUAUCGUCUGAGGAGGAACCAUGGAGAACCCCGAGAAACACUCUCGAAUCAAGGAAAAGACCUAACAAACUCUACUCACUUGUGAUAACAAGUCCAGGAAUCGAACUCGAGGCCCCUGAGGUAAAGAGGCGAGUGUAUUUCCGGUACACCACACUUGAUUACUAAACAAAUCAAACGGACGUGAAGCAAAUAUAAUCCUCUCCCACCUUCAGGUGUUAAUGCCCACGUAGAAAACGAGAAAUAAUAAUAUAAUAUAUAAUAUAAAAAUAAUAUAAUAAUGGUAAACAUAUGCUAUUUAACC
This is a messenger RNA of Actinia tenebrosa (Australian red waratah sea anemone), 3667 nucleotides long. RefSeq names its product extracellular calcium-sensing receptor-like. Lineage: Eukaryota; Metazoa; Cnidaria; Anthozoa; Actiniaria; Actiniidae. Gene Ontology annotation, cellular component: membrane. The record is from RefSeq and is a predicted model, not a curated record. Gene Ontology annotation, biological process: G protein-coupled receptor signaling pathway. Gene Ontology annotation, molecular function: G protein-coupled receptor activity.